Messenger RNA from Entrophospora candida, 435 nucleotides. NCBI's taxonomy places the organism in Eukaryota, Fungi, Glomeromycota, Glomeromycetes, Entrophosporales, Entrophosporaceae. The record is from the annotation of a GenBank genome assembly.
AUGCCGAGUAAAAAAUGUAACCACGGAAAGAAAAAAUAUGCGGGAAAAAUAAAAAUAGGAGGAUGUAAAUCAGAUAGAGCAAAAACUAUUGAAAGGUGUUGCGAAGGUUGUAGACUAACCCUAGAAAAAAGGAAAGAUUCAACCGAACGUACCUUAAAAAACGAGCAAUUAGAAAAAGAUGCCACAAUUAAUAGAAUACAGGAAAAUUAUCAAUCAAUAUCCACUGAGAAAAAAUUAUUAGUAAGUUUGGCUCAGGAAUACAAACAAGUCCAAGAACAGAAAGAGAGAGAUGCUAUUCCAGAGUGUAAAAAUUGUGGUUUUCGCCGACAACAACCAACUACUUUUCCAACUGGCUAUAAACCAAACAACACCCUAACCCAAAACAAAAACCAAAUAAAACAAGAAUACAAUUUAAGUUCAGAAGAAUUCAAUCUA